Messenger RNA from Paramuricea clavata, 951 nucleotides. NCBI's taxonomy places the organism in Eukaryota, Metazoa, Cnidaria, Anthozoa, Malacalcyonacea, Plexauridae. The record is from the annotation of a GenBank genome assembly.
UGCAUGAUAACAAUGCGAGUGUUUUAAUGUAAAAUCAAUCAGAAUUAAAUUAGCAUGCAUAUUAUAUCCACGCUUAUUUUUUUGUAGGGAGCGAUGCAAACGGGAACAUUCGCAGUGCAAUUGCGAAAUCCCAGUCAACUACAUCAACAUCAGAUUCCCAAUGUAUUAAGCCAAGGGAACAUGACGUGGCAUUCGGGUUACUCCCCAUAUGGUUAUGACCUGGUGACACUCAGUAACAGAGUAAAAAAGUGUUAUGGUUGCGGGCAAGAUUUUGCCGAGUGCUAUCGACGCGAACCAAAGAACAUCGUCGUCAGGCAUUUCGAUAAGCGAGUGAAGGGGAAAGAUGCACAAGGAAACUUGCAAUACACCAAUGAUUUCCAAGCUGCUUACUAUCACUUAAAUCCCUCGCAUAUAGUAAAGAAGAACCCAGUGUUCAAUGGAAGAGUGUCGGUGGCUACAGAGUUGUGGGAGAGCUUAUCAAGCGCCACCCAAGCAUUUAUCCAAUCGUCCGGAUUACAUGUGCAGUACAUGUGAUGUAAAUUAUCUAUGCAUGACUGUCCUUUCAAAAGUUACUGUACUAUACACACAUACAUUGAUAUAUAUAUUCAUUUAUGGGGUUAAAAAUUUAAAUAUGAGUUGCGUUACGUUGGUUUAACGACUUUUAUAGGGCCUGUUUCUAUGAUUUUAGCUUGGUGGAGCGAGAAGAUUUCCUCGGAAAUAAAAUACUCCCAACCUGCUCGGAUAGUAGUUUAUUUAUAAUAAUAUGGGGAUUUUAUUGCCUAUUGACUAUGUGAUAGUACGAAGCGGAAUACAAAAGCGGCUGUCCUGCUCUGCCUAGCCAAAUUCAUGUUCCCUAUACAGCCUUUGAUGUCACAAUAUUAUAAAGUAUAGUUGAUUUAUUGGGAAUUUAAGGUACUAUUUUGUAAGUUUUGGCCAGUUAUUAAAAAAAUC